Messenger RNA from Gigantopelta aegis, 2642 nucleotides. RefSeq names its product gastrula zinc finger protein XlCGF8.2DB-like. Bases 109 to 1242 code for a protein of 377 amino acids. Gene Ontology annotation, biological process: regulation of transcription by RNA polymerase II. Gene Ontology annotation, molecular function: RNA polymerase II cis-regulatory region sequence-specific DNA binding; DNA-binding transcription activator activity, RNA polymerase II-specific. Gene Ontology annotation, cellular component: nucleus. NCBI's taxonomy places the organism in Eukaryota, Metazoa, Mollusca, Gastropoda, Neomphalida, Peltospiridae. The transcript is spliced from 2 exons. The record is from RefSeq and is a predicted model, not a curated record.
CGGGUUUCUGUACGUCUGCACUCAAUACCAAAAUACACUAUAAACUGUAAACGGACUUAGUUGAAAAUGAACACCACCCAUACUCGAUAGUUACGCUUCUAAAUAUCUAUGAACAAUGUUCCGUGCGCGAGUUCGGACCAGUCUACGACUCCCAUAAUAGUUCUCUUUAAUCAGUUUUUAAUUAUCGGUAAUCCUUCCUUUAAAUAUUGCCAUUUGUGUAAUCGGCGUAUUAAGCCAUUAUACACAGUUGUUGAUUCAGGCAAAAACCCAAGUCUUACGAUGUCGUCUGAGUCCAGCGGAAAACACGAGAAACGUUUUGUCUGUGAAGUGUGUUCGAAGAGGUUUAAACACAACUACGAUCUGAAGAAACACUCACUAAUCCACACUGGCGAACGGGCUUACAAGUGCGGCGUGUGUUCGCAGUCGUUCAUCCACAGCUGGUAUCUGACCACGCACAUGAAAGUCCACACCGGAGAGAAACCUCACCAGUGUGAAAUCUGUCGCAUGCGCUUCUCACAGCGCGCCAAUUUGGUUCGCCACGCUGUCAGCCAUACCGGGAAGAAGUCUUUCAAAUGUGACGUCUGUUCGAAGUCCUUCACCUUGAACGUGAACCUCAAACGACACAUGCUGUCUCACACGAGAGCCCACCCUUACACGUGCGGCCUCUGCAAGCAGGGAUUCCCCCAGGCCUGCGAUCUGAAGAAACAUAUGGUCGUUCACACGGGAGUCAAGGACUACACGUGCGAGGUGUGCUCCAAGACCUUCGCGUGGAAGUCGAACCUGACGAAGCACGCGCUCAUUCACGCCGGCGUCAAACGCUACCAGUGCAACGUCUGCUCGAAGACCUUCAGCCAGAAGGAGUCGCUGAACGGUCACGCGUCGACGCACACGUCGGAGAAAGCGUUCGCGUGUGACGUGUGCGGCAAGGCGUUCCGCAAGCGGCAGAGUCUGCGCUCGCACAUGAAGUACCACACGGGCGACCUGCGUUUCGAGUGCGGGGAGUGCGGCCAGCGCUUCGCACAGCCGUACAAGCUGAAGGCACACAUGCUGACGCACACGGGCCAGAAAGAGUUCCAGUGUGACGUGUGCUGCAAGCGUUUCGCGUGGAAGUCCAACCUGAACGCGCAUCUCGUCACGCACAGCGGCGAGAAGAAGUACAAGUGUCGCUGGUGCAGCAAGUCUUACACCAGCAAUGCCUGUCUUGUCAGACACGUGGCCAAAUAUCACGCAGAUGUGCAGUAAGUUACACCAGCAAUGGUCGCCUUAUCAGACACGUGGCCAAAUGUCACGCGGAUAUGUAGUAGUUUUACACCAGCAAUGACCGUCUUGUUAGACACGUGGCCAAAUGUCACGCGGAUAUGUAGUCGGUGGUGCAGUAGUCUUACGCCAACAAUGGCCGUCUUGUCAGACACGUGGCCAAAUGUCAUGCGGAUAUGUAGUCGGUGGUGCAGUAGUCUUACACCAACAAUGGCUGUCUUGUUAGACACGUGACCAAAUGUCACGCAGAUAUGCAGUCGGUGGUGCAGUAACUGUUAAGCCAGCAAUGGCUGUCUUAUCAGACACGUGACCAAAUGUCACGCAGAUAUGCAGUCGGUGGUGCAGUAACUGUUACGCCAGCAGUGGAUGUGUUAUCAGACACGUGACCAAAUGUCACGCAGAUAUGCAGUCGGUGGUGCAGUAACUGUUACGCCAGCAGUGGAUGUCUUAUCAGACACGUGACCAAAUGUCACGCAGAUAUGCAGUCGGUGCUGCAGUAGGUCUUUUACCAGCAAUGGCCGUCUUGUUAAACACGUGGAUAUGCAGUUGGAAAAACAGUGAACAGUGCAUCUUCAAGGUAUGCAGCUAAAAAAAACACUGACCAAUAAUGAUCGGUAUAUGCUGUCCAAAAAACCCAGUGUCUAGGUAUUAUCAAGGUAUGCAGUAAAAAAAACCCAGUGUCUAGGUAUUAUCAGGGUAUGCAGUCAAAUAAAGAGGAAUGAAGUAUCAUCGGCGUAUGCAGCUGUAAAACCACUGACCCAGUAUCAUCGAUGUAUGUUGUUAAAAAAAAAACAAUAAAAAAAACCCCAGUGACUCGGUAUUAUCAGGGUGUGCAGUCGAAAAACCAGUGAAGACAGGUAUUCUCAAGGUAUGCAGCCAAAUAAAAAACGAACCAAAUAUCAUCGUCGUAUGAAGCUGGCCAAAUUCACUCUUGGCCAGAUGAAUAGUGCAGUGAGCUGUUUGACAUCGCGUGAAUACUACUCUUAACUCACACGGGUGUUCAAUCCAGGUGUUGGAGGCAAACACAACGGCAUCCAGAUAUAUUCUGACAUUUUUGGCAUUUCAGCUAAUACCAUAUUCAUGCGCCGUUGAUGGUGGGGGGGGGGGGGGGGGGGAGAUAUAAUGGAAAGGGAUUGAGAGAGAUGGGGUGGGAGGAGGGAGGAAGACGUAGUGAGAUACAGUUUCAGGUGGUUGGAGAGAGCAAGUGGAUAAUUAAUUCGGUAAAUAUAAAAAUGUUUCAGCCAUGCUGGCUCAUUGUGCGAAUGUGUUUAUUAGUUUCUGUGUGUGUGCUUGUCUUGUUUAUUUUUUUGUUUUGUAUUUAUGAUUGAUAUUUGUUUUGUUUUCUUUGUUUCCUUCCCAUCUAUCAAUAAAUAUUUUCGCUUUUC